AUGCACAAACAGGCGCGGUUACUCCCGAAGUCCUGGACGUCGACUCUAAAACUCCCCAAGUCGACGUUCCCCCCGCGAGUGUCGCCGGCCGACCAGACAAAAUACCUAAAGCGAUCCACCGAUGAGCUCUACGCCUGGCAGCGCCGCGAACGACCGGCCAAUAAACCCUUCGUCCUCCACGAUGGACCGCCCUACGCGAACGGCGAAUUGCAUAUUGGACAUGCGCUCAAUAAAAUUCUAAAAGAUAUCAUCAACCGGGUACAAUUGGGUCGGGGUAAACAAGUUCGGUAUGUGCCGGGCUGGGACUGCCAUGGCUUGCCAAUUGAGCUCAAGGCCCUCCAGGGUCUACGUGAUAUGGGAGUCAUGGAUGGAUCAGUUAGUCCGGCUGUGAUCCGCAAGUCUGCGCGCCAGCUGGCUCGACAGACUGUCAAGGAGCAGAUGAAAGGCUUCCGCGGAUUUGGAGUCAUGGCCGACUGGGAGAACCAUUGGAAGACGAUGGACAGACAGUUCGAGAUGCGUCAACUAGGGAUCUUCCGAGAGAUGGUUGACCAUGGCCUCAUCUAUCGCAAGUUCAAGCCUGUCUACUGGUCGCCUUCUACCGGCACUGCACUGGCAGAGGCUGAGUUGGAGUACAAGGAUGACCACGUUUCCACCGCGGCUCUAGUCAAGUUCCCACUCGUGAAUAUCCCAUCACACCUAUCUGCGGACCCCUUACUCAAGUCGGAUGGUGUGAGUGCUGUGAUCUGGACUACUACACCCUGGACCCUGCCUGCCAAUGCCGCUAUUGCCGUGAACAAAGAACUGGAGUACGUGAUUGUACAGUCCGAGACCCAUGGCAACCUGCUGGUCGCCCAAUCUCGGUUCGAAUAUCUUGAGAGCAUGCUCAAGGAGGAGCUCUCCGUCAUUGUACCCUCGAUCCUAGGCUCCGAGCUGGCUGAAAAGACGACCUACCGGCCUAUCCUCAAGGGCGCCGACGCUGAUCCUCAGCCAAUCAUCGCCGCAGACUUUGUCACCGCGGAUUCUGGCUCUGGACUGGUUCACUGCGCACCUGGCCACGGUAUGGAUGACUAUGAAGCCUGUCUCGCUCGCGGUAUUCCGGUCUUUGCCCCCGUCAACGACGAAGGUCGGUUCACGGAGAAAGCCAUGCCGCAUGACCCCUCUCGUCUCGCUGGCAAGCCAGUGUUGGGAGAAGGUAAUGACCUUGUACUGGCAUAUGUUAACUCCCACGGUUAUCUCCUCGCGCAUCACAAAUAUGAGCACAAGUACCCUUACGACUGGCGGUCCAAGCAGCCGAUUAUUAUUCGUGCCACCGAGCAAUGGUUCGCCGAUGUGGCUGAUAUCCGCAGCAGCGCGCUCAAGGCCCUGGAGGAUGUUCGAUUUGUUCCGGAAGCUGGCAAGCAUCGAUUGAAUACCUUUGUCAAGAACCGCAGCGAAUGGUGUAUCUCGCGACAGCGUGCCUGGGGUGUGCCUAUCCCUGCCAUCUAUCAUCGGACCACCGGUGAAGCUGUCUUGACCAAGGAAAGCGUGUCCCAUAUCAUGAAAACUAUUGAAGAGCGUGGUAUCGAUGCUUGGUGGACUGACGAUGCUGACGACGCCGCUUGGGUGCUCCCCUCUCUGCGGGAUGACUCGGCCGGUUACCGACGAGGCACUGAUACGAUGGAUGUGUGGUUCGACAGCGGUACCAGCUGGGCGGAGAUUGAUGUCCCUCUUGAAGGCCGCAGUCAUAUUGCUGACGUCUACCUGGAAGGAUCCGACCAACACCGUGGCUGGUUCCAGUCCGGUCUUCUCACAUACAUUUCUCAUCAGGUCGCCUCGGGUCAGAGCGAUGCCACUCGCGCUCCUUUCCGCAAUCUCAUCACACAUGGAUUCACUCUUGAUGAAAAUGGACGUAAGAUGAGCAAGUCUAUCGGUAAUACUAUUGCACCUCAGACCAUCAUGGAUGGAACUCUGCUGCCCCCUCUCAAGCCACGAAAGGGUAAGGGAAAGAAGCAGCCAGAGAACCAAGCGCCAACGUAUGAUGCCCUGGGACCCGAUGCCAUUCGCCUGUGGGCUGCUAGUAGCGACUACACCCACGACGUGGUCAUUGGAAAGCAAGUGCUUCAGACUGUUCACACCAGUCUACACAAGUUCCGUGUUACUUUCAAGCUGCUGCUUGGCGCACUGGGCGACUUCCGUUCCGAAUGCAUUGUCCCGUACGAGCAGUUGCAGCAGGUGGACCGCAUCGCGCUGAAGCACCUCUCCGACAUGGUUCUUUCCACGCAAAAGGCUUGCGACAAUUUCGAGUUCUACAAGGCCGUUGCCACGAUGAACCGCUGGGCUAAUCUCGAGUUCUCUGCCUUUUACAUGGAGGCGAUCAAGGACAGACUGUAUACUCUGGGCGAGAACAGCACCAGCCGCCGUGCUGCCCAAACCACCUUGUACUACAUCUACCACCACCUCCAGGAAGUGCUGGGCCCCAUCACUCCUCUCCUUGUGGAGGAAACCUGGGAUCAUACCCCUGAGGUGAUCCGGUCGCAGAGUGAGCACCCGUUGCGACGUAUCGCAACCACCCCGGCGACCGAAUGGCAGGAUCCUGCCCUAAAUACCAGUUAUCAUGAGGUUGUCGCCGUUCACUCAGUCAUCAAGAACCUACAGGAGCAGGCCCGCGGGAAGAAGCAACUCGGCUCAUCGCUGCAAUCGUUCGUGCACCUGGUUCUUCCCCAGACUAGCAGCACGGUCUUCCACCAGUACCUUUCCGAGCUUCCAGACCUAUUUGUGGUGUCGUCCGUCACUCUAGCCGACCCCAGCGAUGCUCUUCCAGCCGAGAUUGCCCAAGCUGAAUGGCAGUACGAGGACGACUGCGAACUCCCUGAUGGACAAAAGGGGCGAGUGUACGUCUACGCGCCACAAGCCUCCAAGUGCGCCCGUUGCUGGCGGUAUGCCAUUCCGGAGCCGGUGGCGAACGAUGAGAUCUGCGAUCGAUGUGAUUUGGUAGUCAGCGAGCUGGAGGCUGCUGCUGAUGCGGCUCCAUCGCCUGUUGUCUAG
Penicillium cataractarum is the source of this 3024-nucleotide messenger RNA. Its product is annotated as isoleucine--tRNA ligase ISM1. The transcript has a single exon. The coding region runs from base 1 to 3024 and encodes 1007 amino acids. NCBI's taxonomy places the organism in Eukaryota, Fungi, Ascomycota, Eurotiomycetes, Eurotiales, Aspergillaceae. Gene Ontology annotation, molecular function: tRNA binding; aminoacyl-tRNA deacylase activity; isoleucine-tRNA ligase activity. Gene Ontology annotation, biological process: isoleucyl-tRNA aminoacylation. Gene Ontology annotation, cellular component: cytosol. The record is from RefSeq and is a predicted model, not a curated record.